This is a messenger RNA of Adineta steineri, 1527 nucleotides long. The record is from the annotation of a GenBank genome assembly. Lineage: Eukaryota; Metazoa; Rotifera; Eurotatoria; Adinetida; Adinetidae.
AUGAAUCGACAAGGACCUCGAUACGAUUUAACAUCAUCAACAUCAACUCAUUCGAGUAUAUACAAUGGAGCAUCACGUCCAUUGCGAUCAGUUACAAAUACAAAUGUUGCAUCCCUAGGAAAACAUUUCCAAUCGGAUAGUACGAAUACAUCAACAAUAACUAAUAGUCGAACUCGACCACUAAGUCGAUUCAAUCAACUAUCAUCUGAAAGACCGACAAGAACAAUUUUCCCUACUAUACAAUCAACAAGAUUGCCAAGUCAAGAUCGAUCAAAUAUUCAAACAAAUAAAAUUGCCAAUAAUAGCUAUACUGAACCAUACAUAACAAAUCCAACAGUCACUGUUUAUAGUAUAUCAUCCGCUUCUCGACCAACGAAUUAUACCGAUAAUGAAUCUCCAAUAUUGAAAUCUUCAUCAAAUGAACGAUAUACAAAUCAAUCAUCAUCAUCAUCAGUAACUAAUGAAUCAAGAUUAAGUAGUGGUGGUUUAUGUGGCCUUCAGAAUCUCGGCAAUACUUGUUUUAUGAAUUCAGUACUUCAAUGUUUAUCAAAUACGAAACCACUCUUAUUAUUUUGUUUACAAGAUGAUCUUGAAAAUCAUUUAAAUCAAUCAACAACAAGUGUUAUGAAAGGAGUUUUAAUGAAAGAAUAUGCAAAUUUAAUUCAUAAAAUGUGGCUUUUACCAGAAGGACGAUCAAUUGUUAGUCCAUCUUCAUUUAAAAAUACAAUUGGAAAAUUUGCACCACGUUUUACUGGUUAUUCAGAACAAGAUUCACAAGAAUUUUUAAGAUAUCUUUUGCAAGGUCUUAGUGAAGAUGUUAAUCGUGUAUCACAAAAACCAACUCCAAUUACAAUCGAUGAAAAACAAGAGGAACGAAUGAGGGAAAAAGAUCGUGCAGAAGCAAGUUGGAAACGUUGUUUACGUUUUGAAAAUAGUCGUAUUAUUGAUAUUUUUGGUGGACAAUUAAAAAGUACACUUGAAUGUUCUUAUUGUCAAUAUCAAUCGAUUACAUUUGAUAUGUUUUGGGAUUUAUCAAUACCAUUACCACGUGAUAAAUCAUCAACAAGUUUGCAAGAAUGUAUUCAAUUAUUUAUGAAUAGAGAAGAACUCGAUGGGAAUGAAAAACCAAUGUGCGCUAAAUGUAAACAAAAACGUCCAUGUACAAAACAACUAUCAAUUCAAAGAUGUCCUGAAAUACUUGUUCUUCAUUUAAAACGCUUUUCCCAAACCUAUAGUAGAGCAAAAUUAAAUACCUAUGUAGAUUUUCCAAUCACGAACCUCAGACUUGAUAAAUUACAUGAUGUUAUGUCAGAAAGUUAUCAAGGACCAAUACCAACAUAUAAUUUAAUUGGUAUUUCAAACCAUAGUGGUUCAGUUUAUAGUGGCCAUUAUAUAGCCCAAUGUAAACAUCCAUUUACAAAUGAAUGGCAUGAAUUUAAUGAUUCAUCUGUUCAUUUAAUAAGUGAUAAUACAAGAAUAGUCUCUUCAAAUGCAUACGUGUUAUUUUAUGAACGACAAACAUCUUAA